Molecule: messenger RNA, 992 nt
Organism: Pocillopora damicornis (cauliflower coral)
Lineage: Eukaryota; Metazoa; Cnidaria; Anthozoa; Scleractinia; Pocilloporidae
Product: tryptase gamma
Biological process (GO): proteolysis
Molecular function (GO): serine-type endopeptidase activity
Source: RefSeq, a predicted model, not a curated record
AUGGCAGCCGACGUUCAAGAGGACGAAUUCGGUUCGACACCCCAGUCUGACACCCCUGAACGUCAAGAGCUACCCAAAAGUUUCCAAAAUGCAGGUUAUCGCAGUGCGAUUUCAUCACCUCUCUUCAGAAGAAUUAUCAAUGGAGCACAUGCCCUUCAUCCUGCCACAUGGCCCUGGCUGGCUUCAUUGAGAACAUUACAUCAUGGUCAUUUUUGCGGUGGCUCACUGAUCAGUCCUGAAUGGGUGCUUACAGCUGCUCACUGCUUUUUUGACCCCCAUACUUAUCAACCUUCAAUCAAUCUUCAGACAAUGCAGGUGUUUUUGGGUGCCAAGGGUCAAAAUCAGCCUGGUAUGCACUUUGGAGUUGCACAGUUGGUCUUGCAUCCCCAAUAUAGGCCGUUUCCACCGGCGGGUCCAUUUGACAUUGCCCUUAUAAGGCUCGCUGGCAGGGUAACCAAUAUCCCACCUGUUCCCUUGCCUGAUAAUAACCCAACAGAACCAUCGCUUACAGCAAAAUGCAUGGCUGCUGGUUGGGGACGUCAUAUACCUGGGCCAAACAGAUUAACCCCUCCACUUCUUCAACAAGCACCGAUGCCUCUUCAAGACCCUCGGAGAUGUGGAAUGGGCAUACCUAAUAUUAAUUUCCAGUUAUGUGCAGGAGGAACUGGAACUAGUACAUGCCAAGGGGACAGCGGUGGUCCACUGUUUUGUGAAGACCGUGGAAGGUUUGCCCUCCAAGGGAUCACGUCCUUUGGACACCCGUUUUGCAUAUCUGACCAAUCCAGUGUGUACACUCGGGUCAGUUUUUUCGUGGGUUGGAUCCGAGGAAUCAUGGCAGGACCGAGGCCAGGGCCAGGUGUGCCGCACCCUUUUAUUCCGAGAUUUCCAGUGCCAGGUCGCUAAUUUACCGAGGGAGCGUGCAAGUCGUCCAUGGAACAGCCAAUUUGUAGAUGCUGGUGAUCAUUGUAUUGAAUUUACCACACGUAGUUGUU